Messenger RNA from Lucilia cuprina (Australian sheep blowfly), 1261 nucleotides. Its product is annotated as acyl-coenzyme A diphosphatase NUDT19-like. The transcript has 4 exons. Bases 79 to 1146 code for a protein of 355 amino acids. Gene Ontology annotation, molecular function: hydrolase activity, acting on acid anhydrides, in phosphorus-containing anhydrides. NCBI's taxonomy places the organism in Eukaryota, Metazoa, Arthropoda, Insecta, Diptera, Calliphoridae. The record is from RefSeq and is a predicted model, not a curated record. Gene Ontology annotation, cellular component: mitochondrion.
ACUAUUGUUAUUUAUUCAUUAGUUUAAUAUUGGUUUGGUUGUGCAAUAUUUAUUGUUUUUAGAUAUUUCUACAUAGAUAUGGCUAAACAAAUGGCUAUUAAGUUUCGCAAGUCUGCUAGUUUAAUUGUAUUAGCUAAACAUAAACUACCUGCAGAUAGCCAGGCCAAUUUUAAGGCUUUACUUUUGAAUCGUCAUGAAAAGGCCUCUUUUAUGCCCAACUCCUCGGUAUUCCCGGGAGGUGUUUGUGAGGCAGCCGAUGAAACGCCACUAUGGCAUAAACAUUUCGAAAAGAUGGGUGUAACAAAAACACAAAUAAAACCUCUGACUGCUGUAAAGGGUGAAAUAUCCAAUAUUUUUAAAAAUGAUAAUAAGGAUGUACUAGAAAGAGAACUAUCACUGAGAAUAACCGCCAUACGAGAAACCUUUGAAGAGUUAGGUAUUAUUUUGUGUCGCGAUCGUAAAUCGUUAUCAUCGCCCGAUGGUAAAGGUUAUGGUAAUUUUAAAGAAGACUUUGAUCGCAAACAUUGGCAAAAUGUUGUUCAUAAUGAUGCUAGCAAAUUUCUUAGCUUAUGUGAGGAAUUAGAUGUUGUACCUGAUUUAUGGAGUUUGUAUGAAUGGUCUAAUUGGUUUACACCUUCUACUUUUAAGAAACGUUUUGAUACUGCCUUUUUUAUGGUGGCUUUAGAAAAUAUGCCCGAAGUUUUGGCGGAAGAGCAUGAAGUUACAAACUAUGCGUGGAAAACUCCUGCCGAGUACCUCAAAGCGUAUUUCAACAAAGAAAUCUGGUUACCACCCCCUCAAUUCUACGAAUUAUCGCGCCUACUAAACUUUACCGAAUUGGAAAAAGUUAAAGAAUUUGCCCAAAAACGUUCAACGGAAGGCAGCAUAGUAAUCCUGCCCGUACAAUACAAAUUGAAAAAUGGACAAGUAAGCGUUUUGCCCGGUGAUGAUUUGUAUCCAGACGAUCCCAAUGCUUCCGAUAAACAGAUAACCAUUGAAAAGGAUGCCAAGGAAUUCCGUGAAGGUGUUAAGAACAUACAUCGUCUCGAGUUUUAUAGUCCCCAUGAUGCGGUAGUACGUCAGAAUUACACACCUUCUUGUGGACACAUGAAACCAUUGAAUGCGAAUCCCAAACAACAUGAUUAAAAAUUAUGUAUUGAUGAAUAAACAAAGUUUUCCAGUAAUGCAUUUAUGUACAUUUUAAGUAUAAAAUUCAACUGUGUUACUUUAUUAAAUAAAAUUCAUAUUUAAAUUUUUAAAA